AUGAAAGAGUUCAGUGCACGAUCAGCGUUCGGCACUAAUGAGAGGUCCAAAAAUAAAACCGCCGAAAAUCGACGAAGACUACCGAAGACUCCCAAGGUCAAGGCCAACAGAGCUGUUACAAGCAGUUGCAUCAAAAGAGAAGCUCUGUUUCGAUCGGACCACGAUAGCGAUCGGUGGAAUCGUUCGAUCUGCUAUACCGUUAACUCUGAAGAAUAUCCUAAAAGAUUAGUAAUAUGUCAGCCACAUAAAUUAACUUAUCAAAAGUUUCACUUGCAUAUCCAUCUCUCAUCGAGAAAGAAAGCAUUUCAACUUAUCCAGGAUGAUCCUAAAGUUUCUCCCACUGCUAUGAAUUUCGAUCUUCGCCAUAGGACUGUUGUAAUCGUUCAUGGAUUCAUGGGUCAUCCACGUAGACUCCUUAUGCAGAAUCUAGCAAACCAACUCCUUACUUGGCUAAGUUAUUGUUCUAAGAAUGAAGACAUUAAUGUGUUGCACAUCGACUGGUCAGAUGGAUGUUCGCAAAUUUUCCAAUACUACCAGGCUGCGGUGAAUGCAGAAUAUGCGGGAAUUCGGAUAAAAGAAUUCUUUAGGCAGUUGAAGACUAACUGGAUAGAGAAUGCUGAGCUUCUCAGAAUCGAAGAGAAUCUGCUGAUCGAUCGAGUCACCGGAUUGGAUCCAGCUGAGAUCUGUUUCGAAGAUGAUGGCAUACCAAUACGAUUAUCAAAGAAAAAUGCAAGAUUCGUCGAUGCAAUUCACACUGACGCUAUACAUACUAAAAAUGAUGGGUUUGGUAUCCGUGAUCCUAUAGGACAUGUCGAUUUUUAUGUUAACGGCGGCAGCACUCAACCUGGAUGCGAUCGAAGAGAAAUAUUUUUUGUGUACGGAGAUGUACUAGAUAUCAUUGCUCACAUGCUGAAAAAUGUUGGCUGCCAUCGUAUUAGAGCUGCGCAAGUCUUUACAUACUCUUUAGAACAAACUAAAUCCAAUCAAUGCAAAUACUGGGCUCAUCCAUGGAAUUUGAGCAGCAAUCAAGCUGAAACACACCGAGUACUGAGCAAACCGUGUAAUGCUUCAGUAUGUCCUGAAAUGGGAAUCAAUGCCGACUUAUAUGAUUAUCAAAAUACAGAAACAAAUACAUUUUAUGUAGCUACGACCAGCAGCGUACCUUUCUGCGCGAGAUUAAGUUAA
Molecule: messenger RNA, 1185 nt
Organism: Nasonia vitripennis (jewel wasp)
Lineage: Eukaryota; Metazoa; Arthropoda; Insecta; Hymenoptera; Pteromalidae
Product: pancreatic lipase-related protein 2-like
Exons: 7
Coding region: 1-1185 (394 amino acids)
Molecular function (GO): lipase activity
Source: RefSeq, a predicted model, not a curated record